Messenger RNA from Amphibalanus amphitrite, 4682 nucleotides. RefSeq names its product elongator complex protein 1-like. The coding region runs from base 73 to 4071 and encodes 1332 amino acids. The record is from RefSeq and is a predicted model, not a curated record. Gene Ontology annotation, molecular function: tRNA binding. The transcript is spliced from 20 exons. Gene Ontology annotation, biological process: tRNA wobble base 5-methoxycarbonylmethyl-2-thiouridinylation. NCBI's taxonomy places the organism in Eukaryota, Metazoa, Arthropoda, Thecostraca, Balanomorpha, Balanidae. Gene Ontology annotation, cellular component: cytosol; elongator holoenzyme complex.
GCAUUUAUUUCUGAGCAGGGUUGAUAGAAACUCUCCUGUUGAAGCUUAACUGGAUAAAAUUGAAAUAUCAAGAUGAGAAACUUGGUUGUUUCAAAGGUUGAUGUUCAAGCUCUGGACAAUGACCCAGAUUCAAGCUUGUCACCUACUGGAAGACCCUUCAUAUCUCCAGACCCAGACAACAGCACAGUGUUUGUUUCUGACUCAAAGCACAUAGUCAAGCUGGAUGGAGCAAGUGUGGAGACAUGUGUCAGUUUCACUGAGCACAUCAACCAAUCAGAACAGGAUGAGGUGGUGGCUGCUGAGUAUCUGCCUGAUCACCAGGCACUCUUUGCCAUUUCCAAGGCAGGAGCAUUCUUGCUGUGUGAUUGCAACACACAAAAGGUUGAGCAUGUGGGCAGUGUGCCUGACGGGCUGCAGGCUAUGUGCUGGAGCCCCGACCUGGAGCUGGCUGCUCUGGUCACCUCACAGCCAGCACUGCUGCUCAUCACAGCAGAGUUUGAGCCGGUGGCUGAACUCCCACUCCUCUCAGAGGAGUUUGGAGACAUGGCCCCCGUCACUGUCGGCUGGGGCCGUAAGGAGACCCAGUUCCACGGCUCGGCCGGCAAGGCGGCCGCCGUGGCGUCGGAGCCGACCGCGGAGCCGGCCGGGCGGGACGACGGCCGGCCGAGGGUCACCUGGCGGGGCGACGGACAGAUGUUGGCCGUGAGCGUUCUUUGCCGCGAGACAGGCGCCCGCCGGUUCGUGGUCGUGUCCCGCGACGGCAGCCGUCUCUCCACCAGCGAGCCGGUGGCAGCGCUGGGUCAGAGCCUAGCCUGGCGACCCUCCGGCGCCACCCUGGCCGCCACGCAGCGACUUCCCAACAAGCUGCAGGUGGUGUUCUUCGAGAAGAACGGCCUGCGUCACGGAGAGUUCACGCUGCCCUUCCCGCCGGACGGAGCGCAUGUCCGCGAGCUGCUGUGGAGUCCCGACUCGGCGGUGCUGGCCGUGUGGCUGGAGCUCGGCUUAGAGUCGGAGUCAGAGUCAGAGUCUCGCGUGCAGCUGUGGACGACGGGCAACUACCACUGGUACUGCAAGCAGGAGCACGUGGUGGCGGCCGGCGACCGGGCGGUGGCCGUCACCUGGCACCCGGCAGCCGACUACAGGCUGUUGGUGCUGUGCCGCUCCGGUCGCCUGCUCACCUGGGAGCACCAGUGGCGGUGGUCGACCGCCCCCCAUUCAUCAGUGGCAGCAGUGGCGGACGGCAGGCGACUACUCAUCACUCCACUGGCAUCCACCGUCGUACCGCCUCCCAUGUCUGCCCACGAGCUGGUACUGCCGGCCUCUGUCAGUGCUGUGUGCCAGGGACCGGCCGGCGCUGACCACUGGCUGUGGGCAGUCACCUCCGACCGACGACUGCACGCGUUCCGACUCUUGCCGCUGGGCACCGAGCCGGUCACCUCCACCGCCGGCUGCACUGUAACCAUGACAGCCGGCGGCGGCGUCGGGUUCGCCGCGCGCGCGCCGCUGCACGAGUGGCGUGGGAGCUGCUCUGUGGGUGGCGCGCCGCCGGUGUACGCCUCCUGGGCCUGGGAGCUGGUGAGCGCCGAGCGAAUGGUGUGCGCGGCACAUACUCAGGACGGGUACCAGCUGUGGCUAAUGGACGUUACGGCGCCAGAGACGGCGGGUGGUGGCGGCGUCAGCGUCACACUGAGUCGCACGCUGCCGGUGUCCUCUGCGCCCCUCAUCAUCAGUGCGGUGGGCGGCGGGUCGGCCGAGGCCGUGGUCCACUCCGAGGACGGCUCGAUGUCGCUGUUAGACACAGAGACAGCCGAGUUGCGGCCGAUCACCGACGGCCAGUCGGGAAUGGAGGUGGUAGCCGUGAGCGGCGGCCCGGCCGGCCGGCGCCGCGUCCUGUCUCUGACCGGCCAGCGGCGGCUCUACUGCGACGGCCGGCCGCUGCUAUCUGCCUGCAGCUCGUUCGGCGUGUCUGACGACUUUCUGGUGGUGACCACGCUGGAACACACGCUCCUCUGCCUGCCGCUGACCGCUCUGCUGGCUGACGGCAGUUCUGUCUCGGAGUCGAGCUGGUCGGAGGUGGGCACUCGGCGGCUGGAGCGGGGCUCGCGACUGGUGACGGCCGUGCGCGGCGACACGCGACUGGUGCUACAGAUGCCGCGAGGAAACUUGGAGGUGAUCCACCCGCGGCCGCUGGUGGUGGCCAGACUGGCGCGCCUCAUGGACAGCGCCGAGUACUACACUGCCUACUCGGAGAUGCGUCGGCACCGGAUCAACCUCAACCUGCUGGUCGACCACGAUCCGGAGACGUUCGCGGCGCGCUGCGACGAUAUCUGCGCGGCGCUGCGCCACGAGCCCAGCUGGCUGUGUGUGUUCGUCUCCGAUCUCAGUGAGGAGGACGUAACUCGCACCCUCUACCGCGAGUCCUACCGGAGCCGCUCGGCCGCCGCCGCGGCCCCUCCUGGAAAGGUGGACCGCGUUUGUGAGCUGGUGCGGGACUCCCUGGAGCGGCUGGAUCGCGGUCGGCUGCUGCUACCGCUGCUCACCACACUGGUGCGGCACACCCGGCCGAGAUUGGAGGAGGCGCUGCGGGUCAUCAGUCAGCUCAGAGACGCUCCUCCCACCGAGCCGGGCGCGGUGACGGCCGACGCUGCGCUCCGUUACCUCAUCUGUCUGGUGGACGUCGACCAACUCUACUCCGUGGCUAUGGGCACGUACGACUUCGACCUGGUCCUCAUGGUGGCAGAAAAGUCGCAGAAGGAUCCCAAGGAGUACCUGCCUCUUCUGAACGAGCUCCGUCAGCUGCCGGCCGAGUACGCCCGGUACCGAGUGGACUGUCUGCUGCGCCGGCACGAGUCAGCUCUGCGCCACCUGGCCGCGGCCGGCGCCGACCGGCAGCCCGAGCUGCUGCGACUGGUGCAGGAGCGCGGCCUGUACUCGGCGGCGCUGCGGCUGCUGCCGGCCGGCGGCGCCGCCUACCGCGCCGUCUGCGGACUGUUCGCCGAACACCUGGACGGCGCCGGCCGCUGCUGGGAGGCGGCCGCGCUGUACGUGCGUGCCGGCGCCCAGACGUCGGCCGUGGACGCGCUGCGCCGCGCCGGCGCCUGGCGCCAGUGUCUGCAGACGGCCGGACAGCUGGGUAUGCCGGCUGACCAGCUGCGUCAGCUGGCCGCCGGACUGGCCGCCGAGCUGCGCGCGGCCGGACGCUGCGCAGACGCCGCGGCGGUCUAUGAGCGUCACCUGCGCCAGCCAGAGGAACAGGUGGCCUGCCUGCUGGAGGGCCGCCUCUGGGACCAGGCGGUGGCCGCCUGCCACCAGGCGCGACGGCCCCAGAUGGUCGCGGUGCUAGCGGUACCGGCGCUCCACCGGGCGGCGGCCAACAUGGCUGACACACUGCGCCGGAUCUCUGACACGCUGACCGAGCGUCGCGCCCGGCUGGCGGUGGUGCGUGCCCAGCAGCUGCAGCUUCUCAGCCGGCAGCGGUGCCAGCUGGCCGACGGCGAGGGGCCGGCUGGGGCUGACAGCGACCUCUACUCGGACUCGAGCAGCGUGUCGGGGGUAUCCGCCAGCUCCGGAUCGUCAAGCCGCACCUUCCGCUCCAGCAAGUCCCGGCGGAAGCAGGAGCGGAAAAAGUACAGUCUGCGGGAGGGCAGCGGCCUCGAGGACCUGGCUCUGGUGGCCGCCUGUCACGCGCUCAUCGCCGAGGCUAGUGCGCUCACAGAGGAGAUGUCUGCGCUACUCCGCGCGCUGGUCCAACACUCCCUCGACGAGCCUGCCGGCGGUCUGCAGCGCUCCUUCGCGGCCCUGUUGGACACCCUGCCGGCGGCGGCGGCGGAGGUGUGGCCCGAGCCAGCGGCCGUCGCUCAGCCCCCGCCGGCGGGUCUCGGCCCCACCGUCACCGCCAAUCAGCUGGCUGACCUGGCGCAGGCCGGAGGGGACGCGGCCGCCGCGCAGACGGCGUAUGCGGCGCGGAUGGCACAGCUCGAGCCGCACCUACGGUUCCCUCCCCUGCUGAAGAAGGACGACAGUUGGAAACUGCUCUGUCUGGAGGGGUUCGGAGUGGAGCCAACCAGCUGAGUUCUCCCUUCUCCCCCGCGGGCAUCUCUGGGUUCAGGGGCGCACAGACCGUCAUAGAUCCUCUGAGCGCAGUGAUAGCCGUGGAGGCGGCGGGCGCCCUGCAGGGACACUUAGCACCGGCCAGCGGUGUCUGAGCUGCCCCGUUGGCCGUCCUAGACACCAGCCGCCCGGCGACACCUGGGCGGUGUUUCACGGGACGCUGCUACCACGCUGCUAUCAAAUUGCGCGAGCUGACGUCACACUUGUGGUAGUGUUGGAGCAAUGGGCCUGUUGAUGUUUCCAUGGAAACCCAAUUUGACACGUGUAAAAGCAGCGUGCUGCUAUCACCGGUGAAACAGGGCCCUGUAUGCCUACCCGUUUACCGGCUUACCGGCAGUUUGACAGACAGCGGACCGCAGAUGUGAAAGGGUCCGUCGUCGCGGCAGCACUGUCUGGGCUGAGACAAAGUGAUGGUAUUUUUCCAACUGUGUGGUGAAGCAAUGACAAAGCUUCAGGAAUGGUUCCCCAGCCGCGAUAUGUAGGGGACGCUGGUCCAACGCUAAUGGUGCUCUCAACUCUCAAGAGAGGUUUGUGGAAGUGAUCAAACAGACAAUAAUACAAUGAACUUGAAU